Molecule: messenger RNA, 6297 nt
Organism: Monomorium pharaonis (pharaoh ant)
Lineage: Eukaryota; Metazoa; Arthropoda; Insecta; Hymenoptera; Formicidae
Product: myb-like protein P
Exons: 11
Coding region: 746-4687 (1313 amino acids)
Biological process (GO): regulation of apoptotic process
Cellular component (GO): nucleus
Molecular function (GO): p53 binding
Source: RefSeq, a predicted model, not a curated record
CGACGCGGCCACCUCGGUCACGCAGUUCGUCGACGAGCGUCGGUCGUACCGUGUGUUCGCCGCGUGCUUCUCCUCUCUUUCUCUCUUUCUGUCUCGUUCAUCGUGAUCCCGCAAAAGUGGACGGCUCGCGCUGACACCGAUCGGGGUCUGCUAAUCCGAUCGCGUGACUUUCGCGCGUCUCCGUUCCCCGGCGCGUUUCCUCUCUCUCUCUCUCUUUUUUUUUUUAGAUUAAAUUUUAUUUUAUCUCGAUUUUAACAGCCUAUAGUGAGAGAAUCAUCUCGAUUUAUUUUUUUUUGUUUGUUGUCUCGCGGUCGAUAGGCCGGCGUGUCGAGGGGGUGUCGCGAGUUCGCGUGUUUGUUCGAUCGCCGCGAUUUGCGAAACGCACCACCGCUGGCCGUGCUGUCGAUUAAAAAAAAAAUCUUCGUAUCAAUGAAACGUUAUUCCGCACUGUGGUCCGUCAGUUCGCGGGCAUUUGACUGAUCCUACGGGCGAGCCGAGCGAAAUCGCGCGUCUUCGCGUUACUUUUAGGGAUAAGUUUAAUUUAAAAAUUUCAAGUUCACCGACUUCGUAUGAGCGCAUUACUAACCGCCGUUGUCCCGCCGCAUCCGUGAGAGUUGCUGCGCGCGAAGGGGAAUAAACGAGAACAUUUCCGACAACGUUGGUUUUUGCGUUAACGUAAAUCGCGUAGAAGCGAAACUUGGUCGAGCGUGCGGUUUUGUUGGCUGCGGUCGAUGCCACUGCGAGGAUGCUGGCGUGCGUCUAUCCACGUGAAAACUUCGAGGUGAAAACCGUGGCGGUAAAGCUCCAUCACGGAAAAUCCAAGAGGAAGUCCAAGUCUGUCCCGUCGGUGAAGGAAAAACUUCCUUCGGACACCGCAGAGACGGAAUGCAACAGCGGCGAGCGAACAAGCAGCGAGUUAGCAGUGGGCGGGGGUGGUGCUGUGCUGGUGCUCAGCGAGCUUGAAAGCAUGGCGGCCAGGCAACAGCGGGAAAUCGCUCAGCAAAGGCGCCUCCUGGAGCAGAAAGAGGCCCGCUUAGCCGUGCUUCGAGGCGCACAGGAGCCAGCACAGCAGGACAGACUCGCCAGAUUGAGGCACAAGCUGGACCAGCAACAGAGCAAGCUGAAUCGACUGCGAUUACUCAGAUCGCAGACGGACCAGUCGCGUGUCAACAAUGCGACAUUGACCUCCGAUCUGGACUGCAUCAGGGCUCUCUUCAAUGAGAAGGAAAAGGAGCUCUCGUUGGCUGUAGCGAAGGUCGAGGAGUUGACGCGUCAGCUGGAGGAACUCCGAGGUCGUCAGAAUGUCCCCGCCGGUGGUGGAAGCGCCGGUAGCAUUGGGGGCAGCCUCACGGGUGCCACCGGCAACGGCCAUUUGGUUACCCCGGCCAGCGCUGAACUGGAGAAACUCAGGAGGGAGCUUAUGUAUCGCAACAAGAUGAACGAACAGCAAAACCAAGUGGUGUCCCAACAACGGCAGGCCUUGACACAACGACAAGCCGAGAUGGCAUCGAUAGACGCGCGAAUAGCUCAACUUCAGAGUCGUCUCCAGCGCAAGAGAGCGUUGAAUCAACGAUUGACGCAUCAGGUGGGUCCUAACGGCGGCGGUGGUGGCGGCGGUGGCAGCGUUAACAACACAGGAUUCCCCGACACGAAGCUCGACGGUUUCAACAACGGGGGCAAACUAAGACCGGCUGGCAAUAUCGCCGCGAUCGAGCCGUAUUCACACAUACCGAACGACAAUGAUUUCAAUCUGAACAAAAACGACCCCAAGUACCAGACACUGCCAUAUAACACCAAGUUCACGAUGAACUUCAAGGCUAUAGAGGACGACGUGAACAAAAAUAAAAUACAACACUCGGCGAGCGCCUCUCAGUUGGGACAGCGGCCGACCUUUCAGCAAUACGGCCACCAAAUCGUUCACAGCCAGUCGCAAUCACACAUUCAAGGGCAAUCUCAAUUACUAGGAAACAAUCAGCAACAACAGCAGCACAAUCAAAAUCUCGGCAAUCAACCUACCACGAUCCAAUCCAACUACAAUAAUAACAACAACAAUAACAACAAUAGCAACAAUCUCAUCUGCAAUCCUGCGCAUAACUUCAGCCCGGACAAUCUGUCGCAAGGUCUCCGUCUUCACCAAGGCCAUCAGCAUCAACAGCAAUCACAGACGCAGCAACAGCAUCAGAAUGGCAAUCUCCAGCAGAAGCAACACAAUAUAACCGGUAUUAACAGCACAUCGACGACGUCAAAUCUCGUCGGUGUUACCGUCCCAUCGAUCGCGCAAACCACGCAGAACCAACAUCGAAAUCUGCAGCAGACCGUAGGCGGUCAUCAGAAACCAGUGUCAAGCGUGGCGCCAAGUUUUUCAGUUAAGUCGCAGAUCUAUCAAACCUCCUCAACCAAGAUUCAUCCGGUUAUGCCGCAGACGUUAAGCCUACUAGGUCGCGGACAUAACGCGGCGCAAAACUACAUCGGCAACAAUCAACAGUUAGCGACAGCAAACACGCAGUUACAAAUCAUCGGAAAUCAGGAAGCGAAUUAUAGACAUGGUUAUUCCGUCGUCCAACAGCAACCGCAGCAACAACAGCAAUAUCAAAAUCAGACGACGAAUAUUCACACGUCUUCUCCGGCGGCCGUCUAUCAAAUGCAAAGUUCAUCCAAUCUCAUCGGUCUUCAUGGAACUACUGCGACGACCUUCGGUAAUUCUUCCCAAAAGUAUAAUCAAUCAUCCCAGGUGUUGAGUUCUAAUGAUCUUGCACAGAAUCAGGAUCAAAUAUUGAAUAAUCAGAAGGCCAAAUUUGAACCGAGUAAAAAUCAGGACAAAUUCGAACAUGCAGUACCAUCUAACAAUAAGCACGAACAGCAGCAGCAACAGAUAAGGUACGAUCAAAAUCUCACGGGCAAGUACGAAAUUCAGCAACAGAGUAGCAAACAUGAUCCAAGUCAAACUAAACAUGAUCAACACUUGCACAAUGUUAAGUAUGAGUCUCAGAAUUCGCAACAAUACGUCAAACACGAGCAGCAACAACAACAGCAGCAACAGCAACAGCAGCAUGAGGGAAGAUUGUCAAAUAAGUAUGAUCAUAAUUCAACAUUUAAGCAUGACCCUUCAAGUGCCAGUCAAUAUAAGCCGGAAUACAAGCCUGAGCCGAACAAGUACGAAGGCAGCGGCCAGAACAAAUUUGAGAUGGUAUCGGCCAAAUACGAACCAAAUCCCACGACGAAACAUGCAGUAGUCGACCAUGUGGCCAAAUUCGAAAUCUCCGCGAAAACAUCAGACAGGCCAUUCGAAUUUGACAGAUCGGCGAUGAAGAGCAGCGACGGCGAUAGGAAGACUUUCAAUGAGCAGCGAAUAGAGGACAAGACGAAACCAGCAUUGCCGCCGAAACCGAGCAAACCAAAUCCGCCACCAAGACUGACUCAUCAUGAAAAGAUCGACGUACCGUCGUCCGAAGGAAUCAAUGAGUGCAAGAUAACUAACGUAAAUCUUAAUUCAAGGUCGGAUAAGGACGAGGAUAUACCGCCGAUUCCUACAUCAGAACCGCCUGAAUCUCCUACGGAUACACAGCUAGCGAAUCAUCAGAUUCUCAAAGCUCGACCGUUGACACUGAAAAAAGUACCAAUAUCGGAGCAACCGAAGCUGAGAUAUGCCAAAUCUAAUGUCCAUGUGUCGAUAAAUCGACGAAUUGAGAUGCCCCCGGCAUUCCUGUUCCCGGAAACAGAAAUCCCGGCGGAUCUCAUGCAAACCGAACAACAGCAACAUCAACCACAAAUCAUCGACACGACAGACAAUUGCAAGAACAUUAUCAGCGACGAUAUCGGCGACAGCGAGAGGCUGGAGGAAGCGGACAUCAUUGACGCUUUGAAUGUCAUCAAUAUAGAGGAUAAGCCGAAAAUGAAGACCGACUCAGAAUUGACCGGGGGCACCGGUGGCGAAAUGGAAACGACGGACGGAGGCAAGAUAUCGGAGGUAAUGAGGAGGAAAAAAGGAAAUCUCAAGUCGUCAAGUACGGGAGGCGGAGGCGGCGGCGGCAAGGUCAAUCUGUCCAGGCGGGUAUCGUUUGAUCCACUGGCGUUGCUACUUGACGCUAGUCUCGAGGGAGAACUCGAGCUCGUGAGGAAAACCGCGAAAGAGGUCGCCAAUCCGAGCUCUGCCAAUGACGAAGGCAUCACCGCUUUGCACAACGCCAUAUGCGCCGGUCACCUUGAGAUCGUCAAAUUCCUCGUAGAGUUCGGUUGCGAUGUCAACGCUCAGGACAGCGACGGAUGGACACCGUUACAUUGCGCUGCCAGUUGCAACAAUCUAUCCAUGGUGAGAUUCUUAGUCGAACAUGGUGCUUGUAUUUUUGCGACCACGCUUUCAGAUCACGAGACCGCCGCGGAGAAAUGCGAGGAGGACGAGGAAGGAUUCGACGGAUGUUCGGAGUACUUGUACAGUGUUCAAGAAAAGCUAGGGAUCAUGAAUAAUGGUCAAGUAUACGCAGUUUUCGAUUACGAGGCACAACACGCUGAUGAACUUUCGCUGAAGAAUGGUGAUUCUGUAGUCGUACUUCGAAAGGGGGAUGAUAAUGAACGAGAAUGGUGGUGGAGCAAACUCGGACAUAAAGAAGGCUAUGUACCUCGGAAUUUAUUGGGGUUAUAUCCUAGAGUACAGCCAGUGAACCCCAGAGUACAACCAGCGGUUGAUUAAAAUGCUCGCAGAAUAUACGACGAUUACCACAGUAUUCGAUUUGCAGCUUUAUCUUGUUAAUUGUUACAAUACGAUACAUAGGCAUAUUAGUAGCGUUAUUUAAUAGCAUUGCCAUCCGAGCGGAUACGGAUAUCGCAAAGCGAGAAUUUACCCAUUUUUUUUUACAGUGUAGUAAUCUUCUAAUUACAGCGUAUGGGUUUUUUUGUAUUUCUAUAGCUUGUAAAUUGAAAUUGCGUCAUCGUGGAUUUAAUCGGCAGACGACUGCGAUUUACCAUAAAUCCGUGAACGAUCAUACAGAUACACACAUCUAUAAUUGUUGACGAUAUGUAAAAACAUAGCAAUGCAUUUCUUAAUGAAUCUUUCUUUCUUCUCACAUUUUAUGUAGAACAGAUGUUUUAAUAACGGAUUGUACAACUAUUGGCCGGAUAUUCACCCGAUUUUAUUGCAUUUAUCACAAAUUUAUAGCUACACACAUAUUCUCAACUCAACUUUCUGUUCGAAAGUUUAGUUAAGAAUUGAGAGACAUUUCAUGUCUCUCAUAUACUCUCGUAAGCCAUCAAAAAAUCAUUUAUAUAAUGAUAUGUUUAAUGUGCAUUAUUCGGAUAUUGUAAUUUAUUUUGGAAAGAAUUUUAUUUUAUCAUUACACAGGUGCUUUUCUAGGAUUCACAAAUAUGCACGCACAGUUUUAAUCCUUGUGAAAUUUGAGCUGAUGUUGGUUAAUAAGGGCUUUCUGCUCUAUGUAGUAAGCUAAGACACGCAAAUAAAUAAUGGAACAUUACUCGUUGUGUAAUGUAAAGUGUAUUUUAAUUUCGUUUUUUUGUACUUGUACAAAAUUUUAAAAUUUAAGAUUUAGUUUUUAAGAUUUUAAAUGUUAGAAUUUUACAAGUUGUGAAAAAAAUAAUCGUGCGCGAUAUUUUUCUCACGAAUAUUCGUCUCGAAAUUUCAUAAAUACUGUACAUCAUUUUUUCGAUUUUAGAUUGUGCCUGUUGUGAUUUGUGUGCGAGCAUUGGCUUUACGAGUUUUAUUGCUUUAAUUUGCUUCACCUAAAUGUUUGAGUUUAGAUGAGGUCAGAUUAUGUUGUUACAUUUAUUUAUUCAGGCUAUUUUGAUAUAUGUAUUUGUCGGGGUCUCGCGGAUUUCGCUUUCGAUCUCCGUUUUUUUUUUUUUUAACUGUUCCUAAACGACGUGAUCUUGCCGAUCGCACGAUGAAUGAUAUGAAAUAGCGUUUAAAAUGACGAUGUGCAAUCAUAUGGAAAAAAAAAACGUAAAUAGGGCACUAAAGAAAUAUCGAUGAUACGUUUCGAUUACGCGUUCAAUCAUAUAUAUUGAAUCGAUAAUGCCUGAAAUGUCGUAUAUAAUAUUUAGAUGGGCAUGUACAAAGAAAAGGAUAAUGAUCGAUUGAAUAGACCGCUAUCAGAAAUUUUCUAAGCAUCGCUAUUAUGCUCUUGUAAUAGAUAUGUACAGGUGUAUCCUAUAUGCGAAUGCGAGUCGCUUAGACGAUUUCUGAUUGCUCGUCAAGUGACAUAUGUGCCUUUCGAAAGUAAUAAUGGAUAGAUUAUAUAAGAAGAUACGAUAUAUAUUAUGACGAAUAAAUUGUUUUUAAUAAAAAAA